Messenger RNA from Heterocephalus glaber (naked mole-rat), 918 nucleotides. The record is from RefSeq and is a predicted model, not a curated record. NCBI's taxonomy places the organism in Eukaryota, Metazoa, Chordata, Mammalia, Rodentia, Bathyergidae.
AUGGGGAAGGGCCGAGCCAGUCCCAAAAUAGGGCUGGCAGGGUUUCCCAGCCACACAAGGCUUUUGGAAUCUGGACCCCAGGGACCCCAGGCAUUUGUCCCCACCUGCCCUCCCCUCAGCCAGCCGCAUGGACCCCUCUGGAGCCUGAGAGGGGCUGAGCCAGGGCCCUUCUGCUCCAGGGUGGGGGUACAGUGGCCCUUUCUGGUCCCGUGUGCCCCUGGUCUCACUGGCACCCACUGCCUCAGCCCCUGGAGUCCUGCUGCCCCUCCCGGGGGUGAGCUCUGCCCCACUGGCUUGUUCUGGACCCACCCAGAGCCCCAUCCCCUGGAGCCCCCACGUGUCCUGGAAGCCUGGCCUGUGCCAGGGCCUCCUUUUGCCCUGGAGAGGGGAAGGGCAGCCCCCCUGAGUGGGGUGUGGGGUCCCCUGCAGACAGAACAGCUGGAAUACAAGGUCUUUGAGAUGUUUGUUGAGGAGGGCAAAGGGGAGGUGAAUGGCAAGCUGCAGUGGCUGACCAGCUUGCUGGGCAUCAGCCCCACCAAGAAUCAGCUGGCCUCCAUGGCCAAGGAUGUGGACAGACAGCAGGGUAGGCGGCUGAGGUGGGGAGGCUUCCUGGCCUUGAUGGGGAUCUAUCACGAGAAGGCCCAGAACCAGGAGGGUGAGCUCACGGGUGCACUCUGGGUCUUCCACAAGGACAGCAAGGGCUGCAUCAACUGGAACAGUCUCAAGCAGGGGCUCAGGAGCGCAGGCCAGCCCCUCAGUGAGGUGGAGGCUGGGCAGAUGAUGGAGGCCAAGGACGGGACAGGACCAGCGCCUACAAGGUGGGUGGGGCCGGCAGGGAGUGUGCCUGCCUCUCUGCCCGAGGAGGAGGAGGAGUUUGUGGCCAUGAUGACCGGAGAGUCCUUCAAGCUGGUCCAGUAG